UGAAAUUUCUUCUCCACCCUUCCUUCGUCCGCAAUCACACUUUUCCUCAACCUUUUUCAUUAUUUUAAUCCAACUCCUCCACCCCCAUUUUCAUCUAUUUAAUCACCCCUCUUCUUUCCAUUCAAAACCUCUUCCAUUCAUUCAUAAAUCUCUUGAUUGAUUCGUCCAUACGGUUAAUUCAUAGCCUCCGAAUCACCCGAAUCCAUGCUCGAUAUCUUGGUUACACAUGUUACAUAUUGAUGUCUCCUGUUCUUAGUGAAAUCUUCCGGUCCGGCUUGACUAUCAACUCAUCUCUUCGUCGCCGGACCCAUUUAGUCCAAUCGUUGUCCGUCGUGUUUCUCUAUUGGUUUUACGUUUUCUCAUGAACAACAACUCUUCCGUCUAGGAAUAAUAUUUAUAUCUAUAUCUAUAUUUAUAUCUAUACUUCGCGAAUAAUUAAUUUGAGUCAGUGUCUGUGUUAGUGUGUUGUUCUCGUAUUCGUAUUUUUAUUUUUAUUUUUUAUUGAAAUAAAUUUUUGGUAUGGCUUCUUCGAGUGGUAAUUCGUCUCAGAUCCCUAACUCCGGAUCCGAAGAGGAUCUGAGGGAUCAGAGAAAGAGGAAGAGAAUGCAAUCAAACCGCGAAUCGGCUCGAAGAUCAAGGAUGAGGAAACAAAAACACCUAGAUGAUCUAACGGAUCAAAUCAACCAGAUGAAAAAGGAUAACGCGCAAAUCCUCACCACCAUUAACGUCACCACGCAACAACUGGUCCACGUGGAAGCGGAUAACUCUGUGUUGCGCGCUCAGAUGAGCGAGCUAACACAGAGGUUAGAUUACCUCAAUGAAAUCAACAAUCUUAUGGGUAACACCAACAAUAGUGGUGUGACAGGGAUGAUGUAUGAGUAUGAAAAUCAUCAUGAUUUCAUAAACAGUCCUUGGAACAUGAUGUAUAUUAAUCAGCAACCAAUCAUGGCUGCUGCUGCAGAGAUGUUACAGUACUAGUGAUUAAUGCAUUAAGUGGUUGUACUGUACUAUUAGGUUUAGGUUUGGUGGUGCUUUAUUAGGUUGUACUUUUGAGUUGGCUGGCUGGCUGGUUGGUUGUAUUCUAAAAUGAGGGCUUGUAAUGGGUGGAAAGGGAAGAAAGGGAAUAACAUGCCUUGCUCUUUUUUUUUUUUUUUU
Helianthus annuus (common sunflower) is the source of this 1155-nucleotide messenger RNA. Its product is annotated as bZIP transcription factor 11. The record is from RefSeq and is a predicted model, not a curated record. Bases 520 to 978 code for a protein of 152 amino acids. Gene Ontology annotation, molecular function: transcription cis-regulatory region binding; DNA-binding transcription factor activity. The transcript has a single exon. Gene Ontology annotation, cellular component: nucleus. Gene Ontology annotation, biological process: positive regulation of DNA-templated transcription. NCBI's taxonomy places the organism in Eukaryota, Viridiplantae, Streptophyta, Magnoliopsida, Asterales, Asteraceae.